Molecule: messenger RNA, 930 nt
Organism: Arxiozyma heterogenica
Lineage: Eukaryota; Fungi; Ascomycota; Saccharomycetes; Saccharomycetales; Saccharomycetaceae
Exons: 1
Coding region: 1-930 (309 amino acids)
Source: RefSeq, a predicted model, not a curated record
AUGUCAGAAUCCAUCUCUUCUUUUGCUUCAAAAGACGUAUCAUCUAUAAUAUCAUUAAAUAGUCAUAUAAACGAGAGCAACUUAUCUACAAAAGUACUAUUUGAUUUUGAUCCUUCUAAAAAUGUAUUAUCAAGACCCCUUUCCACAUGUUCAGGCAAUUCAGGCUUUUCAAUUACAGGUACAAAAGAUAGCACUGAAAGUAAACCCACCAUUAGAACAGGAUUAAACCAAUAUUUAUCGAAUCUUUUAGAACCCAAGUGCCAUUAUUCAAAACAUUCUAUUGAUACACCUAUCUCUGGAUAUUCUUCUAGAUGUUCAUCUAAAUUUGACCUAGGUAAAACCAAUCAUUCAAAUUAUAUAACUGAAUCAUACAUUGAAAAUCAAAUUCAACAAUAUCCAGAUCUAAUACUGAGUUCUUGUUCAACCCCAAUAUAUCCAGACUGUCCAACUUCACCACCAAUGACUUUAAAAGAAAAAAUAAAGUUAUUAAACAUUAACAGACCAUAUAGUAAUGGAAAUUUUAAACACCCUCAAAAAAAUAUUAAUAAAAAUGACUUUUUCUAUAAUACCCAUCAUACCAAUUCCAAUGAUUCAAUAAACAUACUUCAAGAUGUUGAUGAUGUGUCUAUUGAUAAUCUAUUAGACUCUAAUAAUAUUUCUAACAAUUGUUGGGAUACUAUGGAAAAAAAAUCUAAAAUGAGUAAACUUGAACACGAACUGAAUAUAUAUCAUCCUUCAGGAGAAAUUGACUUACAAAGUGACACUAGCACUCUAGGUGAUGACGAAUCUUAUCUUUCAACUUUUAGAAAUUUACGUGAUAAAGAAAAUUUUGAUAUCGAAAUAGAUGGCGAUAUUACAAAUAACAAUAGCAAUGAUAGAGAUAAGAAUGAUAAUGUUCAAUUAUUUCAAAGUAAUGAAGCAAUAGAAUAA